GCCAUUUGGCUGGUAGACGAAAAUGUUAAUUUUGAAGCCUGGUUGUACUGCCCAAACGCUGAAUGUUGUUUAGUUUUUAGUCGUGCUGAGACAUUUUGUCCUACCAUCAGCACCGUACUGUAUGUCCUGCGUCACAUGACCACCAGCAUUUCCUGUUACACUUCCAUGUUUUUCGCCUCAAACACAAACCGUAAUGUAAACUACAACGGGCGGAAUAGUCACUGUCGUGUGAUCUGUCGCACAUAGAAAGUUAGAGUGUAACGUCGUGUCGCGUCGCUGCAGCUGGCGGAGGUGCUGGUCCGGGGCAACAUGGCCAACUGUGUGGCUUUCCAGAGCAAGCUAACCUCCAUCAUGGAGAUGCUAGCUAAAGCUGCCGUGGUGGAAAUCAGCCAGCUGUGGGAGGACGGUUUCGCCCUCGUACAGGUCGAGCUCCGCCGGAGGGAGAGCGAGAUUGAAGCCCUGAACAGAAAGGUGAUGAUGAUGGAAAACGAGCGGUUAACGGUGCUGUCUCAGGCCCAGACUAACGUUACCAAUCCGACCUCAUCAUCUUCCUCCAAGAGAGAGCAGCAGACCCAGCUGCUGCCGCCCACCGGUGAUGGGCCGAUUAUAGAUUCAGUCCAGACACUGUCUUGUGAUCAGAGCAUCAGAGAGAAGGCGGACACCUCAGCCAAUCACAGAACGCCACCGCCAUCCCAGACGGAAGAGAAACAGUGCGAGCAGCUCAAGUCCGGCGCGUGUGAAAGCGACGGCAGAGACGACGACGACGAAGACUUGAUAGUCAAGCUAGAGGACGAGGACGACGUCCAGAUCGUGGAGCAGACGGUGGACUCGGAUCCCAGCGUCGGCGACGGAGCGGGGCACCACGAGAUGGAAGUGAACCUCCAGCCCGCCGAGGUUAUGGAAGAACAAGAGAGCCAGCAGUGGUCGUCGGUUUCGGUGGGAGACAGCGACACCGCCGAUGACUCGGACUGCUUUUUUGAGCCGAAGCAGCUGUCCCAAAAUCUGGACUCGGAAAUCCUGCUCAUUCAGAAUGCUUUGGACAUUUUUGAUCAUUCGGCAGAGACGGCGUACUCUGACAGGUUUGCGAGGGACAAUGGACAAGGUGCGUCAAGUAAAUCAAGAGCUCCUGUGACUUUUAGCCAAGCUCAGCCAAGUCAGCCCAUAGAAGCAAAUAAUCACCCCGAGAGAGGAGUGUCCAUCAGAUUCCUCGCAGAGAAACAACCCCAAACUAAAAACGCGUCGGCUUUUAACCCGGACGGCAGAUUCUUCCUUUUAAACGACCCGGAGCUGCAUAAAACGAUAGCGAGUCGCCGCAUCAAGGAGAAAUGGUUCAUCUGCCCGUUCUGCGGCAAGAGCUUCGAUCGCGUCAGCCACCUGGAGAUCCACCAGCGAAUCCACACCGGAGAGAAACCGUACACAUGCGAUACGUGUGGCAAGUGUUUUUCUCAGAGGAGCAACCUUCGCACUCACCAGCGGACUCACAAAGAGGCUCUAUCCCAAAAUGCAGUUUGAUUCAAUAGGUUUUGAAUUUUGAGUGAGAAAAGCUAGAAAUAUCUGUGUGGCAUUCAUGUCUAGAUUAAAGGUGCUCUAAGCGAUGUCACGCUAAAACAGUUUUUUUUUGUCACAUACAGCAAACAUCUCCUCUCUAUCCGCUAUCUGCCUGU
Molecule: messenger RNA, 1664 nt
Organism: Perca fluviatilis (European perch)
Lineage: Eukaryota; Metazoa; Chordata; Actinopteri; Perciformes; Percidae
Product: sal-like protein 4
Exons: 2
Coding region: 310-1512 (400 amino acids)
Biological process (GO): regulation of transcription by RNA polymerase II
Molecular function (GO): RNA polymerase II cis-regulatory region sequence-specific DNA binding; DNA-binding transcription factor activity, RNA polymerase II-specific
Source: RefSeq, a predicted model, not a curated record